CAAAAAUUCGAAGUUACAGUUACACAGUUAGUUACAUUAUUUAGUCAAGUCAACCCAGAAAGCAGCAAACCUGACAAUCACAGAACAGGUUUAUUGCGGAAUGUGAGAUCUCCAUUGUUGGUAUGAUUGAUGACAACACUUCAGUUGGCUCAAAGAACUGGUCCGUAUUCAAACAAACUCAAGUUCGAUACAAACGCCAGGUUGACGCUCCUGAUCGGCUGGACGAUGUAGAUGACUUUGUGGAUUUCGGCCGAGCCGAUGGGCGGAUUCAGCGCAUUGUCGUACCAAAAAGCGAAGAUUUUGCUUUUUACAAAGGGCCCGUCUAUGGAGUAAAUGAGUUCCCUGGAUUCUUAUACGCACCGCAGGCGCUUUCUGAACUGCUACAAGCAGAGCUUUCCUUUUUGGCGGUUUCUUCGUUUUGUGAACGCCCUCACUCAACCAAUAUUGACAAGGUCCCUUGCAAAAAUUGGGAAAUAGACGAUGGACAACGAUGCAUGUGGGAAGAAUGGAAAUUAGAGCAAAUGGAAACUUAUACAGAGGCAUCCCAAAUGACUUCCAAAAGUUCGUCCAGACCAAAGUAUAGAAGUUUCAGAAAGCUAUCCUGGGCUACGAUGGGCUAUCAUUACGACUGGAAUACUCGAUCGUACAAUGAAAAGGCAAAAUCACCGAUGCCAAAAUUGUUGGAACGGAUUGCGGAAAUAUUCGCUGCAACGUCUCUUCUUGUCGACGGACAGGAUCCAUGUUUCACGGCUUCAGCCAGCAUCGUCAACUUCUACACGCCCAAGUCCAUGAUGGGUGGACACCGGGAUGAUUUAGAGCAUGCUCUGGACAAACCAAUUGUUUCUAUUAGCUUAGGACGACCGGCCGUAUUUCUGUUGGGUGGAAACACCAAGGAUGAUCAACCAGUAGUAGCGAUACUAGUUCGACCGGGAGAUGUUAUGAUGAUGGGAGGGGCAUCCCGGUUGCGCUAUCACGGAAUGGCCCGACUACUGCCUACGACCGGUCUACCCUCAGUCGAGAAAGACCGUGUGCCAGACUGGGAUUUGCAGCUUUCUGCAAAAUCGUUAGGAAAGGAAGCGGAACUUUCGCAGUUUGAAGAGGACGACCGAAGGGCUUUGGCAUCUUUUCUGGAACAACAUAGAAUCAAUAUCAACGUUCGCCAAGUAUACUCCGGAACGUAG
Molecule: messenger RNA, 1181 nt
Organism: Phaeodactylum tricornutum CCAP 1055/1
Lineage: Eukaryota; Bacillariophyta; Bacillariophyceae; Surirellales; Neidiaceae
Exons: 1
Coding region: 123-1181 (352 amino acids)
Biological process (GO): oxidative RNA demethylation
Cellular component (GO): cytoplasm; nucleus
Molecular function (GO): ferrous iron binding; oxidative RNA demethylase activity; broad specificity oxidative DNA demethylase activity
Source: RefSeq, a predicted model, not a curated record